CACCCCCAUUGACAGAACUGGACUCAGAGGAUGCCCCGCCAUGCUGCCGCUUGGCCCUGGGGGAGCCCCCUCCCUAUGGAGCUGCCCCUAUUGGCAUUCCCAGGCCUCCGCCCCCUCGACCUGGCAUGCACUCACCACCGCCCCGCCCAGCCCCUUCACCUGGCACCUGGGAGAGCCAGCCUGCCCGGUCGGUGAGGCUGGGGGGACCAGGCGGGGGUUCUGGAGGUGCUUCUGGAGGUGGCCGUGUUCUUGAGUGUCCCAGCAUCCGCAUCACCUCCAUCUCUCCUACCCCCGAUCCCCCGGCCCCACUAGAAGACAACCCUGACCCUUGGGGGGAUGGCUCUCCUAGAGAUUACCCCCCACCAGAAGGCUUUGGGGGUUACCGAGAGGCCGGGGCCCAGGGUGGGGGGGCCUUCUUCAGCCCCAGCCCUGGCAGCAGCAGCCUGUCCUCCUGGAGCUUCUUCUCCGAUGCCUCGGACGAGGCAGCCCUGUACGCGGCAUGCGAUGAGGUGGAGUCUGAGCUGAAUGAAGCAGCUUCCCGCUUUGGCCUUGGCUCUCCGCUGCCCUCGCCCCGGGCUUCCCCUAGGCCAUGGACCCCGGAGGAUCCCUGGAGCCUAUAUGGUCCAAGCCCUGGAGGCCGAGGGCCUGAGGAUAGCUGGCUACUCCUCAGUGCACCUGGGCCCACCCCAUCCUCUCCCCGGCCUGCCUCUCCUUGUGGCAAGCGGCGCUAUUCCAGUUCUGGAACCCCAUCUUCAGCUUCCCCGGCCCUGUCCCGUCGAGGCAGCCUGGGGGAAGAGGGGCCUGAGCCACCUCCACCACCUCCAUUACCUCUGGCCCGGGACGCUGGCUCCCCUGGCCCCUUUGACUACUCGGGGGCCCCACCAGCUGAGAGCAUUCCCCAGAAGACCCGGCGAACUUCAAGCGAGCAGGCAGUGGCCCUGCCUCGAGCUGAGGAGACUGCCCCAUGCAAUGGGAAGCUGCCUUUGGGAGCAGAGGAGGCUGUGGCUCCUCCCGGGGGUCCCCGGAAGGAGGUGGCCAGCAUGGACUACCUGGCAGUGCCGUCUCCCCUUGCUUGGUCCAAGGCUCGGAUUGGGGGACACAGCCCCAUCUUCAGGACUUCUGCUCUGCCCCCUCUGGACUGGCCUCUGCCUAGCCAGUAUGAGCAGUUGGAGCUGAGGAUCGAGGUACAGCCUAGAGCUCACCACCGGGCUCACUAUGAGACAGAAGGCAGUCGAGGAGCUGUCAAAGCUGCUCCUGGUGGCCACCCAGUAGUCAAGCUCCUAGGCUACAGUGAGAAGCCACUGACCCUACAGAUGUUCAUUGGCACUGCAGAUGAAAGAAACCUGCGGCCUCAUGCCUUCUAUCAAGUACACCGUAUCACGGGCAAGAUGGUGGCUACAGCCAGCUAUGAAGCUGUUGUUAGUGGUACCAAAGUGUUGGAGAUGACCCUGCUCCCUGAGAACAACAUGGCUGCCAACAUUGACUGUGCUGGAAUCCUGAAGCUUCGAAAUUCAGACAUUGAGCUGCGGAAGGGUGAGACGGACAUCGGGCGAAAAAACACACGUGUGCGGCUGGUGUUCCGGGUGCACGUACCCCAAGGCGGUGGGAAGGUCAUCUCUGUGCAGGCAGCAUCAGUGCCCAUCGAGUGCUCCCAGCGCUCAGCCCAGGAGCUGCCACAGGUGGAGGCCUACAGUCCCAGCGCUUGUUCUGUGAGGGGAGGUGAAGAAUUAGUGCUGACUGGCUCCAACUUCCUGCCAGACUCCAAGGUGGUGUUCAUUGAGAGGGGCCCUGAUGGAAAGCUGCAAUGGGAGGAGGAGGCCACAGUGAACCGGUUGCAGAGCAAUGAGGUGACACUGACCCUGACUGUCCCCGAGUACAGCAACAAGCGAGUGUCCCGGCCAGUCCAGGUCUACUUUUAUGUCUCCAAUGGACGGAGGAAGCGCAGUCCUACCCAGAGUUUCAAGUUCCUGCCUGUGAUCUUCAAGGAGGAGCCCCUACCUGACUCAUCUCUCCGGGGCUUCCCUUCAGCAUCGGGACCCCCCUUCGGCACUGACAUGGACUUCUCACCACCGAGGCCCCCCUACCCUUCCUAUCCCCAUGAAGACCCUGCUUAUGAAACCCCUUACCUGUCAGAAGGCUUUGGCUACGGCACACCCCCUCUGUAUCCCCAGACCGGGCCCCCACCGUCCUACAGACCAGGCCUGCGUAUGUUCCCCGAAACUGGGGAUACCACGGGUUGUGUCCGCCCGCCUCCAGUCUCCUUCCUUCCCCGCCCCUUCCCUAGUGACCUGUAUGGAGAACGGGGCUCCUCUUUUCCACUAGGGAUUCCAUUCCCUCCUCCAGCCCCCUUUCGGUCUCCACUACCGUCAUCCCCACCACUCGAAGGCCCCUUCCCUCCCCAGAGUAGUGUUCCUCCCUUACCUACUGAGGGGUACAAUGAGGUAGGGCCUGGAUACGGCCCUGGGGAAGGGGCCCCGGAGCAGGAGAAAUCCAGGGGUGGCUACAGCAGCGGCUUCCGAGACAGUGUCCCUAUCCAGGGUAUCACGCUGGAGGAAGUGAGUGAGAUCAUUGUCCGAGACCUGAGUGGCUUUCCUGCACCUCCUGGAGAAGAGCCUCCUGCCUGAACUGCUGCUGGCAACCCUAGCCACGGCCUCAACCCUGCCUUCGUGGGCUCCUUCUUGGGGUGCAAGCUCCAGAAGCUUGGGCCCGUCUCCCAUUUCUCUUUGCUCAGCUUCUGCCCGUCUCUCUGACUCCCCUCCCCCAGCUAAGGUGUGGCCCCUGGGCCUGGUGCUGCUUUGAAGGGCCAGGGAAGGGAGAGUGUGGAAGAGAGGAGGUGGGGGUGGAGACUGAGGCUGAGCGCCAGAACUGACCAGGGCGAAGACAAUGUCCAGACUGUGUGCGGGCUAUGGUGCCGGGAGGCCGGGGACAAGUUGAUGGGUAAUAAACUGGUCACUCAUUAGUACUUCAGGCUCCAGAGCUCUUUGGAGAGAGGGGUGGUACAGCUUACUCAUGCCCUGGACCAAGGAGGCUGGAAGUUGGAAGGAGGUAAAGUAUGGCUGGGAAAAUCGCAGCCCAAGGAGCUUCUUAGUGGAGGGGGGUGGGGGAGCAUGGGUCCAGAGGGUUCCUGACUCAGGCUAGGACUUGAGUAGUCUUCUCCACUCUUUUCUUUCUUGGGGUUCAGGUUCCUUUAGGAGUUUUGGGAUGGGGCUUAGGAAUCUGUUUUUUCAAGUUUCUUUGUCUUACAGUGAAUCUGAUUCAUAACUAAGGUGCAGAAACACUAGUCUAGUUACUCUCUGAUUUAUGGAGGAAGAAUCUGGGUUCAGAGAGGGACAAGGGCUUGCUCAAGGUCACAUAGCUAAUCAGCAGCCGAUGAAUGGUGCACUCCUGGCUUUCUGCCUCCAGCUGUGUAUUCACACUUGCACAGCCUGACCCAGGAGGCUCAGGGCUGGAGGCUCAUUCCUGAAUAAGGGAGAGGAUGACGAAGAGCUGGCAAGGAUCUACGCACACUGUGGAGUCUCCUACUUCUGGAGACCUUGAAGACAUCCCGGAACGAUGUGUGCUUCAGAGGUGACUGAGGGAAGCCAGACAGUCUCCUCUGCAGCAGCUCUGAGACUCAGCAUUGUAUGGGUUCCUGACUUGUCCUGUAGAUGUACCCCUGCUGGUGUCUAGGUAGCUGGUGCCUCAUUAUUGACUGGCCCAGGCUGGAAAGCUGCUCUGUCCUCUGUCUUGAUGGCUGGUGAGCUGGGAAAAGUCAGCUGUAUUUGCCCACUCAUGAGGAGCCUGGCCCAGGCAGCAGGCACUGAGCAUGGCCAGCUUCACUGCCCAGUUCCCCUGCAGGGGAUGUAACCAGAAGACUUUCAGAGUCAGUACUGGGGACACUCGCCUCACUUCAAAGUAGACAGAGAUUCUCUAUGCCCAGUGAAUCCAGACAGUCCUGGCAAUUUCCAGGAGGACUCAGGUGAGUGUGAUGGAAGUUGGCUGUGGACUGGUGGACAAGAGAAUCAGGGUGAUCGUGUCCUGCUGCUGUCUUAUAAUGAAGUUCCUUUAUUUCUCUGACAAACUGUUGCAAACCAAAGUGACAUCAAGUGAUCAGCUCAGCAGGCCUUGGUGGCUUUUCAAAGGUCCCCUCCAGCCAGAGUCAUUACCCUAUAAUCUUCAUGUCAGAGGGGGGUCACAGGACACGUGUGUCACAUCUAGCAUUCUUCAUCUCCAUCCUCAAGAUUUCUGACAGCGUGUGUCAGUUUCUGUGAGAAUGAAAAGUUGUCACAAUGGGGAACCAUUUAGUUUUCUGCUAGGGCAUUGCCAUUCACAUGAUGUCAAACAUUUAUUGAGCAGCCCUCUCCUAGCCCCCUGGGGCAACAGUAAGUAGGCUCAUUAGAGUUCAACAAUUCAACUCAGUAAAUGUUUCCUGUACAGAGAAUACUAUCAAACCCUGGGUUAGGGAGUAUAAUGCUUUUUAUACAGGUUGUAGAGGGAACAGAGCACAGAGGCUGUUCAUUCAGUUGGGGAGGUUUAAAAGACUUCUAAAUUGUGAUAUGAAGAAUGACUAAGAGUUGAUUAGGCUAAGACUAGGGAAAAGAUAGGCCAGGCAGUAUGACCAGAACAGGCGAAGCCCUGGAGGACGAGGCAGGUGGGGAAGGAUGACAGAUCUCAAGGGCUUGGCAUGCGUGGAGAAUGAAGAAAGGCUUAGCUUGGGGUGGGGAGGAGGAUACAUUCUGGGAGUGGGGGUUAUAAGGAAUGCCUGAAGGAGGAAGUAGGGCUGGAUUCUGAAGGGUCUUCAGCCUGCUGGGGAAUGUAGUUAUCAUGGGUGUUGUGAACUUUCCUAUUAGGCCCUGAGGUUUUAAACUGGGAACGAUACAGUGGAUCCGCCAUGAAAAUUUUUCCCCAUACUGUGCCCACAUCUACUUCCUUGUGUCUGCUCUUCCAGGGGCUUGAUUUGCCCGAUGGAGAGAUGGAGAGAUGGAGAUGUGGGCUGGCCUCCAAGGCCUUUGCAAGUUGUUGUUCUGGUACUCUAGAACCACUGUCUCUUCCCAGGAACCACACAGACAUGCAGUUCCCUGAUGCUAUAGUUGAAGAGAGGAGGCUGGGUCUCCCCCUGGAACUAGAGAAGACUUCUUGGCCAGAGUUACUAAAAAGUGCGGAUCUGAGGAUUAUUUGCAUUUGAAUUACUGGGGAGGUUUGGGAGCUUUUGUUUUUCACUUUUAAUUCAGACUCCUAGGUGACUUUGAUCUACUCAGUUUCAUUCUGGAUGAGCAGAGCCCAGGUAUCUUCAUUUUAAAGCACUGUAGGUGAUUGGUCUGCAUAGGAAAGUUUAGAAACUAGAGUCAUCUGCCAGCUAAGUGUCAGGCUCUGAAAUACCUUUUCUGCCCCUUUCUCCAAAACUUAUCUGGGCUUUCACCUGGAAAAGUAGAACUGGGGGAGGAAGGGUGCACACAUUCCUCACCUGGCUCUGUCUUGCUAUUUAGGUCAUCUAAGGAUGUUCUCAGACAUAUCCUGGAGCCUGAGUACUCACUUAGCCCACAGCUGCUUGUGGAACUUAUUGAGUCUUCUCUGGGUACGACUCUGGGCUUCCAAGAUGGCGCUUGAUUAUCAACUUUGUGUGUGAUCUCCGAUAUGUCACCAGACCCAAUGGGCUGCUAGAUAGAUUCCUCAUCUGUCAAUGUUUAUUGAGCUCUUGCUAUGUUAUGACCUCCGUGAGAGGUACUGGAGACAAAGUAGUGGAUGAGAAAAACAUCAUUCCUUUCCUGUUGGAGCUUGAAGUUUAACAGACACUUUCAGAAUGUCAGGGAAGUACUGGGAACGUUGAGAUCUCAGAGAAGGGGCACUUAACAAGCUAUCUCCUGUUGCUUGUGUAUAGUAAUGGUAGAUGAUUGUGUUGUGUGAUAACUUGUUGGAUAUAUCCCUUAUAGUGAGGAACACGAUGUGCUCUGAGAAAACCAGAUAUUCCUAAUGUCAGUAUCCUGACAUAAAGAGCUUCCAGGGCCAGGAAUGUAGGUUUGUUACUCAAUCCUUGGGUAGAGAUGAAAGGAAUGUCUCUCUAUGUUCUCUCGCAGGCCUGCAUCUGAGAAAUCUGGAUAGGCCUGAGUGCAUCCAAGCAGCCUAUACCACUGUAAGGCAGGAAGCAAGGGACCAAGGUUGGGCAAGGUGACAGUUUGUGGCUGGGAGGAAAUUCACUUUUGUGUUCUACAGGGUUAUUACUUCUAGUCCUUUCUGAGUGUCUUCACUUGCUAGGCUUGCUCUAUCAAAGCACCACACACUGGGUGGAUUAAACAAACAGACAUUUAUUGUCUUAGUUCAGGACACCCGAAGUAUGAAACCAAGCUGUUGGCAGGGUAGGUUUCUUCUGGAGGUUCUGAGAGAGAAUUUGUUCCAUGCCUGUCUCCUAGCUUCUGAUGCUUGUUGGCAAUUCUUUGUGUUCCUUGGCUUGCAAAAGCAUCAAUCACAUCUUGCCUCUGAUGUCACAUGGCACUCUUCCCUGUCUCUCUUCCAAGUUUCUGUGUCCACAUCUCCUUCUCUUCACUCAUUGGAUUUAGGGCUCUAAUGUAGUAUGACCUCAUCUUAACAUGAAUGCAUCUCUAAGGACCCUGUUCCCAAAGAGGUCAUAUGCGCAGGUAUUGUGCAUUAGGGCUUGAACACGACUCUUUUGGGACUCAGAACAAGCCAUUGCAGUGAAUGUCUUGCAAAGUGUUAUCAAUCAUUCUAAUAUCAGUUAAGUAAAGAUGCCAUGUUUGGGUUCAAGUCAUGUGAAAGGGAGAGUAUUGUCCUCUGACCCCAGCUUGGUACAAAUCUUGUGAGAGUUUCAAAGGAAAAGUGGCUUCGGAGGAAGGAAGACUAAGAAUUUUAAGACUGAUUCCUUAAGAGAUCCUCCCUCUCCUGCUGUCUUUGGACAAUCUUGGUGUUAUUUUCUUUGAGAUGCUGGUUGAUUAUAGGUUUACUUUUCCAAACUACAUUUCCAUACUGGAGUUAACAAGAUGAAAGAGGAGUGAGCCAUUAAAGAGGAUGGGGAUUCUCAGAGACCAUUUAUAUAUUAGAGGGAAGAAUCUCCAGUAAAUAAAUCCCUGUUUAAUUACUGUUAAAUUACUGUCUAAUACAGUGUUUCCCAAAUUUACUUAAUUGUGUGGUUCUUUUUUUGUAAGACAAUAUUUAUUAAUUAUAUACUGUUGUGUGACAUAUU
This is a messenger RNA of Fukomys damarensis (Damara mole-rat), 7174 nucleotides long. It is a transcript of the gene Nfatc4, whose product is annotated as nuclear factor of activated T cells 4. Gene Ontology annotation, biological process: cytokine production; calcineurin-NFAT signaling cascade; regulation of transcription by RNA polymerase II. The record is from RefSeq and is a predicted model, not a curated record. Gene Ontology annotation, cellular component: transcription regulator complex. Lineage: Eukaryota; Metazoa; Chordata; Mammalia; Rodentia; Bathyergidae. Gene Ontology annotation, molecular function: transcription factor binding; DNA-binding transcription factor activity, RNA polymerase II-specific; RNA polymerase II cis-regulatory region sequence-specific DNA binding. The transcript has 9 exons. The coding region runs from base 126 to 2624 and encodes 832 amino acids.